This is a messenger RNA of Sporothrix brasiliensis 5110, 1092 nucleotides long. RefSeq lists its product as uncharacterized. Lineage: Eukaryota; Fungi; Ascomycota; Sordariomycetes; Ophiostomatales; Ophiostomataceae. The record is from RefSeq and is a predicted model, not a curated record. The transcript has a single exon. The coding region runs from base 1 to 1092 and encodes 363 amino acids.
AUGGCGCUUCACGACAAUAUGACCACGAUAACGCCACCGAGCGGCAGCCGUCAGCCUGCGACGCCGUCCACGUCCGUUUCAUCGGUUCGUGCCAUUGUCAGUUGGCUCGAAAAGUCGGGUCGUAGCGAGGAUGUGGCAAACAGGACCGGUGGGAGUGUUCGUGGGAAAAUCGCAACUGGACGUGUAGCUGCGGCCCAUUUCCCGACUCCGUCGCCAGACUGUCGACCGCCAGGUUCCAGCCGGCCGGCCGUCGUGGCAAACGAGUCUUCGAUCAUCAAGGAUGAUGGGCAGACUACAAAUCGGACGACGGAAAAUAGGCUCAAUAAGAUGCCGGAAAACGUUUCAGAGAUUCAUACCAUAUGUCAAGAAAAGGUCCAAGAAAAUACGGCAGGGAAAGGUGUUGGCAACGUUGCUGUGGCCCCCGUGACGGCGUUUGGCAAAGCCCUCGAAAGCAUCUCGGUCAAAAUGCUAACAAAAGCCGACGCUUCGCUUUCUCCAAACCCUGCCUCGCCACCUGUCACGUUCUCGCAGACGAAGCACACGCUCUUCCCACGCAAUGCCUCUCCCGUGCGACGCAUCAACACCGCCUCGACUGCUUCACUGCCCACCUCUAGCUUCGACAGGGAUGGGCCGAUCGCCUCACCAGUCACACCGACAACGCCAUGCUGGCGCCGCCGACAGUUUGCCGAGGACCAUUGCGAUCGAUCAGCCCUCGUGCGUGCAUCGGCGUCUCUCCCCGCUAUGCCUCCCACGCCAACAACACCAACAACGCCCACACCCGCGACGCCCAUGCGAGCCCCGGCCGAGUACAGUGAGACGCCCGAAGACUACUCCCUGACACUGUUGCGGUACAAGGCGUACUUUGAACGGCCGUUGGCACGGUCUUUGGCAGGGGAGGACGAAGUGGACGACAAAUGCAACUCGGGUGGCGGAUGCACUAAGAAGAAAGGAGGCGUGCCCACCGAAGCCACCGUCGCGGACGGGCAAGCCUGCCACUGCAUCCCACGUCGGCAGUCAGGUGACGUCGAAGCAUUCUGGGUGCCCGUCCGGCAGUAUCUGCUCAUCACCGACGAAGAACUGUACGAGUCAUAA